AUGUUCACAAAGACUGUUAUUGUUGAUGCUAAGGGACACCUUUUGGGUCGUCUUGCUUCCAAGGUUGCCAAGGAGCUCUUGUGCGGACAGAAGGUCGUCGUUGUCCGUUGUGAGGAGCUCAUUGUUUCCGGUCCAUUGUACCGUAACAAGUUGAAGUGGUCUUCAUUCAUGAACCUCACUGCCAACACCAACCACGCCCGUGGCCACCGUCACAACCGUUCGCCAUCCAAGAUCUUCUGGCGUGCCGUCCGUGGUAUGCUUCCACACAGAACCCCACGCGGAAUGCUCGCUCUCCACAGAAUGAAGAUGUUCGAGGGAUGCCCCGCCCCAUACGACAGACUCAAGAAGAUGGUUGUGCCAGAGGCCCUCCACAUCGUCAAGAUGAACCCAGCCCGCAAGGUCACCGUCCUCGGUCAACUGGCCUCCCAGUGUGGCUGGAAGUACAGAGACGUCGUUGCCAAGCUCGAGGCCACCCGCAAGCAGAAGACUGUUGCUCACUACCGCAAGACUGCUCUCCUCAAGCUCUACAAGUCCAAGGCCCAAAAGAUCGUCAAGGCU
Acytostelium subglobosum LB1 is the source of this 558-nucleotide messenger RNA. RefSeq lists its product as hypothetical. Gene Ontology annotation, molecular function: structural constituent of ribosome; mRNA binding. Gene Ontology annotation, cellular component: cytosolic large ribosomal subunit; ribosome. Gene Ontology annotation, biological process: translation; negative regulation of translation. NCBI's taxonomy places the organism in Eukaryota, Evosea, Eumycetozoa, Acytosteliales, Acytosteliaceae. The transcript is spliced from 3 exons. The record is from RefSeq and is a predicted model, not a curated record. The annotation marks the transcript as partial.